Molecule: messenger RNA, 1857 nt
Organism: Maniola jurtina (meadow brown)
Lineage: Eukaryota; Metazoa; Arthropoda; Insecta; Lepidoptera; Nymphalidae
Product: EARP and GARP complex-interacting protein 1
Exons: 9
Coding region: 160-1281 (373 amino acids)
Biological process (GO): protein ubiquitination
Molecular function (GO): protein binding
Source: RefSeq, a predicted model, not a curated record
GUCCGGUAAUAAUGUUCUGUGGUGAUGUGUCCAAAAUGGCGUCUGGCGUGCAGGCGAGCAGCGAGCUUGAUGUUGAUUUUUCUUUAGUUUUGCAGAAAAUUUAUCAAUAAUAAUUGAUCAUUAAUUUAUAGUGUUUUGUAUAGUGAAUAUUCGCUGAAAAUGGAGGAAGGAAAUUCAAUAAUCUAUGGACUUGAACAUCAGACCAGAGCACUAUCACCACAAUAUGGUGAAAGUGAUGCCAUACGGUUCCUGAUUGGCACGCAGAGUUUAAAGCCUAACACAAAUCAAGUACACAUUGUUGAGCUGGAGGAGGACACGGGAGCUCUGCAUACUAAGGUAUUCAAACAUGACAUCGGGGAGAUUUGGCACCUGCGCUGCUCACCUCAUGAUGCUGCCGUUCUCAUCACAACACAUAACGCCUACGACCCCGAUACUUGCCAGUGUACGAUGGGGGUUUCCAUUUUUAAGCUUCCUACUACAGAGGUGAUUCCAAAAGACUUGGACGAUCUCAGCGCAGUGCAAAGUCGGAAUGCAGAAGAUAUGGAACUUCUCAAAACGAUAACACCAGAAAAACCCGAGGAAGAAAUUCGCUGCGCGGAGUGGCAUCCUUCAGACCCAAACCGCAUCGGCAUCGUGUUGGACAACUACGUCAGCAUCCGUGACGCGAACACUGGCGACCAAGUGACCAGUGUGGCGCCGGAGGGCAGGACUAGGCUCAAGUUCACUGGAGGCAAGUGGAGUCCGCAAGGGCAGAGUCAGUUCGCGGUGCUUCAGGACACGCAUAUAAAGUGCUUCGACACGCGCACCGACUGCGCCAAGCCCGCGUGGCACGUCGACAGCGCGCACCGCCAGCUGGCCAGAGACAUCGACUUCAAUCCAAACAGGCAAUUCCACUUGGCGAGCGCGGGAGACGACGCCGCUCUUAACAUAUGGGACUACAGGCAUGGGAAGGAGCCCAUAUUCAGCAGAACCGAUCACUCACAUUGGGUGUGGACGGUGCGCUACAACACGUACCACGAGCAGCUGCUGCUGACGGGCAGCUCGGAUGCGCGUGCGCUGCUCACUGCCGCGGCCAGCGUGUGCGACAUGGACGACGACGGCAAACGACUCAGCCAAGUGUUGGAAGAUGGUGUACUGCAGUCGUACGAACAACACGAGGACUCUGUGUACUGCGCCGAGUGGAGUGCAGCGGAGCCCUGGACCUUCGCCUCCCUCAGCUACGAUGCCAGGCUCGUGCUGUCCAGAGUCCCCAGACAUUUCAAAUAUAAGAUACUGUUGUAAUUAAUUAGUUAAGAGCUCACGGUAUUUAAUCGAUGUAAGUCUGACUAGUUGUGAACCUAUCCGGGGUCCUUUCUCAUAAGCACUCAGCUCGCUGAGCUCAACCGCGACGCACAGUGAGUGAAGUCUCUGGGAAAAAGGAACCCCGGAUGGAUUCGGAACUAGUCUGGCUUACAUUGACUAAAUAUGUGGGUAUAGCUGGUACAUUCUAUACUUAAAAAAAAAAGAUUCCGACGAAUUGAGAACCUCCUCCUUUUUUGGAAGUCGGUUAAAAAUGGAAAUCACUAACAAUAGUUCAAUUAAAACUCAUUUUAAUCAAUGAAAUAUCACUUACUACAACAGUGAAGGAAUACAUAGUAAGGCACAUACAAGUAGACUAUGCCCAUUGUCCAUCCUUAGGAUGUAAGCUCCCUAACAAAUUCCAUCAAAAUUGGUUAAAUGGGUAGGCCGUGACAAGCUGACAUACAGACAGACAGUGCUUUUGCAUUUAUAAAUAUAUUAUUAGUAUGGAUAAUGUAUAAAUUAUUAUUUACAUAAGAUCCUAAUGUAAGGAUAUAAUAAAAGUAUGUAAAUUAUGUA